ACGCUUCAAGUCAGUCGUGCUCCGGCCUUCGUUGUGGAAGGAUCGUUUCGCGCUCUUCUUGGUUUGCCGCCGGUGUUGUACGGUCUGUGCGAACAUCACUUCUCGAUCGUCGCACGAAUUAUCGCGCGAGUGUUAUUGCGAAGUGACAUAUACGAAUCUGUACCGCGAGUCAGUGUCGUACAAUCGUAUUCAGCUUGAAUCGUCAGUGCAAAAGUAACGCCAUUACGUCACACCGGCCGUGACGCUUGUUGCCAAAGAUCGUCUCAUCGGUGGAUGCUUUUUACGUCUUCCCAGCUGCCGCGAGAUUGCCUCAAGGACUCUUCGAUCGAGUAGCUGGGUGGAGUAGAUAGCUUCGAGGACUUGAAAACAGACAUGUGCGUCGAGGAUCAGCCGGACGUUGUUUGCCAAUGACGCGGGCAACGGCGACGAGGUGACAACGAAGGACGGUGACGCACGAAGCCAACAAUUGACUGAAAAUGGCCAAGAGCGCUGAAAGAUUACCCGGUAGUUCUACCAGACUUAGGACCAGGGACGACGGUUGCUGUUCCGUGAAUUUCUUGAAAUACGUUCUUCACAUUUAUAACGUGGUGCUGUUCCUGUCCGGACUGGUGGUGGGUGGCAUCGGUAUCUGGACGGUGGUGGCGAAGCACAGCUACGUAUCUCUGAUGUCCACCUCGACGUAUCCCACUUUGGCCUACGCCUUGAUCGUCGCAGGUGUGCUGGCUGUCAUCGGUAGCUGGCUCGGAUGCGGCGGCGUAACUUCUGAAAAUCGAUGUGUCCUCCUCGUGUACGUCUUCGUGGUGAUGGCGGUGCUCGUUCUGGAGGCCGGGGUCGGCGCGCUGGCGCGUCUCUACGAGGAACAAGUCGGCCCUGAAUUGAAGAUGAAUUUGAAUCGCACCUUCCUCGAGAACUAUUCCGUGCGAUCCCGGGAAACCGCCGCCAUCGACCAGAUGCAGAAAGAGUUCAAAUGCUGCGGCGCCCUGAGAUUCGAGGAUUGGCUCGUGAGCGAGUGGCAUAAGGACGAGGAAGUCCUGAAGAACGGCAGCGUCGUACCUGACAGUUGCUGCAAGACGCCGACGUUACUUUGCGGGAAAAGGGAUCAUCCCUCCAAUAUUCAAUACACGGGCUGCAUUUACAAGUUCCUGGAGACGACGAAGGACCACCUGAUAAUUCUGGGCGCCGUCGGGCUCGGCCUGUCAGUCCUCGAGCUCUUCGGCAUCGUUCUCGGCUCCUGCCUCUACAUCAAGCUCAGGCACGACUUCGAUGACUGAGAAUUACUUCAAUGCCCCGAGGGCAACAACAACGGCCAGUCGUGGUGCAGAUACAUGCAGAACGAUCCGGGGACCGUUUGAUCGUCGGAGUAGGGGCGGGAGGGCGCGCGAUUGCAGCCGCGGGAUCGUCCGGACGAGAGGGAUCCGUUUAUAGUCGCGGGCCCAUGUUUGUGACUCCCCCCCCCCCUCCCCCCCUUAUAUCCUCAGAAAAAUAUCAAACGGGAAUAAAGGUGACGAAGAGGAAACGCGCGCCGACCGUUACUUCACUUCCCGCGAUUGAGCGAAACGGACAAUCGAAACUGGAAGUGGAGGUUCGAAGGUAAAAACACGUGCUAAAAAUCGACCCAGGCUCGUCUCGGGUCGUCGCGAUCUGAAAAAUAAAAAGGGUCGCUUCUCGCCGUCGAAUAUUUGUGCGCCAAAGCUGGAUUUAGAACUCGCGCAUUGCUGACAAUAUAAGUUAAUUCUAUCGAAGAUAGCAUCGUCACGGGACAACAAGGAGAGGGAAGGCAUUACUGAAAACGCAUUACUGUCCAAGUCAAUCGUUCUUUGCUUACGCCUGCCAUUUGUUCCGUAGCGAUACCGUUUUCGUUUGGUGUACAAUUUCGGAAUUUCCACGAGCUUUCCGGAACAACGUCGGCGAAGUUUAAACUUGGCUUUGGCGCAGCGUCCGAAGCAGCGUUCCUACGCAAGAAAUUACAAAGUAAACAAUUUCGCUAAACGAACAUUUGUGAACACAUUUACGAUAACGCUGGACCAGUUAAAUUAUCUCGAAUAUCUACCCAAGGUCGCUUGCGCGCGCUUGCUUGCGACCAGCACAACCAAUUAACUGUGACUCACGACUAGCCCGAACCGUAAAUAGUUCCCGCUAUCAAUGUUUGAAUAUUUUCUGUGGUAUUUUCUCUCCCGAACGAAAACGAACUCGGAUCCUUUUUUAUAAGCGCGCCGUCGACCAUGACGUUAAAUACGUAGUCCCUAAUCUCCUCCGCCGAGCGUAAUAUUUUACAAGCUCGGCGAAGUUUUGCACGCGCGAAAGCGCCGCCGACUCCACACGAUACUGCCAUUGCAAAUUUGCACAAUUUUCAAUCGCGAUCUAUUAAGUGUCGAUCGUAGUAAGAGCCAUGACGGAAAAAAGAAAUUCUCUCGCGUAAAGGAGAGAAGAAGGAAUCACACGACCGUAAAAUAACCUGCAACAAAAAGAUCUGAUCAGUCGAGUAAUGUCAAUUUCUAGCGAUCGGAUCGCGCGUCAUCGAGUUUUACUAUAUAUUAUAUUCUUUCCUUCUCGCGCACACUGCGUCGACAAAAAUCGAAUAUAAUCAAUUAACAAAUUUUCUAAGCUCGAUGAACCGAUCUGACGAGCGAAGACAAGGCUAAGAUCGACUUAGAUAUCGGCUAGAACUGUAAACAGUGCCUUUGAUGAUAUUGUUAAGCUCAGAGAUAUUUUAGAGUACGCAUGAAAGGAAGGAGCGUCGUGGCGGUGUAAAUUGUUAAAGAAAAACAAAAAAACCGGUGGAAGAAACAAGAGAGAUUUUAGCGUGUAAUAAAAUUCGCACAAGCGGCAUGUAUAUAUUUAUCCGUUGCUUCGCAAAUGAGUACAAGCCUUUGCACAUUAUUUAUAAUACGAACGCUUUCUUUCUCGUACAACGUGAGCGCGCCGCCCGGCAUCAGCAAUUGCAAGCAGACGAAAAUUUCUGUUAAUCCACAAUCGCGGGAUCUGUCGCGCUCCGUUGCAUAUUUUGAUAUACGACUAGAAACAAUACAGGCGCGCGCUUUUAUUAUACUUUAAUAAUUUUAAAAUUUAAUUCUAUUAUACUCGUGUCGACAGACAAACUGUCAAAACUCGUAUGACAGUUUGACAGUCGACACGAGUGGAGCAAGUCAGCAAGUCGCAGCGCACAAGCGAGACAGCCAAUCAGCAUCGCAGAAAAAGAGGCUUUUCAACACUUCGACUCGAGUUCGAAGUAUCAUGCCUUUUUUAGAGAGGGAUUGAUCUCGCGAUCGACAGUUGACCGUCGACAAAUUUUUCCCUUGCAAUUGCGGAUUUCGUCGAUGUCGCGCUCGAGAAAGUCCAAACAUAUUUUACUAUUGUAUCAUUAUGCAAUAUGUUAUUUUAAUCUUAAUAUAUUAUUGUCCUCUUUGCUAUUAUGUAUACAUAUAUUAUCGAUUAGCGAGUAGGAGACAAACUUUAUACAUAUUGUACAUAUCAAACGCUAUUCUGUUACGAAUAAAUGUUUAAAUCGUA
Molecule: messenger RNA, 3510 nt
Organism: Linepithema humile (Argentine ant)
Lineage: Eukaryota; Metazoa; Arthropoda; Insecta; Hymenoptera; Formicidae
Product: CD151 antigen
Cellular component (GO): plasma membrane
Source: RefSeq, a predicted model, not a curated record